Naegleria gruberi is the source of this 1191-nucleotide messenger RNA. RefSeq lists its product as uncharacterized. The coding region runs from base 1 to 1191 and encodes 396 amino acids. Gene Ontology annotation, cellular component: mitochondrial inner membrane. The transcript has a single exon. The record is from RefSeq and is a predicted model, not a curated record. NCBI's taxonomy places the organism in Eukaryota, Heterolobosea, Eutetramitea, Acrasida, Naegleriidae. Gene Ontology annotation, biological process: mitochondrial respiratory chain complex III assembly; protein insertion into mitochondrial inner membrane from matrix. Gene Ontology annotation, molecular function: ATP hydrolysis activity; ATP binding.
AUGACUUUGCAUUUAUCUGUUGAUCAAGAUGAUGAAGCUUAUCAUUGGUUAAUGUCAUAUUUUGCUCAACAUCCAUAUACCCAAAACUGUAGACAUGUUUCUGUACUUUCAUCAGAUAAUAGAGCUGUUUCGAAUAUGCUUGGAGGAUUGUUUGGAGUUUUUGGAUCAAUGUUUGCUCCUCAGAAUAACUCAGAAGAAACUGAUAAGCAAAUAAUGUUCACUCCUGUUGAUGGUGUGAGACACUUUUUCAAUUACAAGGGGAAAUUAACUUGGAUUUAUAUUGAAAAAGUAAUGCCAAAAGGAGAAGAAAAGAAGAAUAGAGAAAAGCUAACAAUUACAAUCCUUGCUCGUGACAAGAAAAUUCUUACUGAUUUAGUUGAAGAGGCUAGAUCUCUAUUCAAGGAGCAUAAAAAGGAUAAAACAGUAAUAUAUUCACCUAGCUUGGAUUGUUAUGAUUGGGAGGAAUUAACAAGAAAGCCAAAGAGACCAUUGGAUUCAAUUAUUUUGGGAGAUAAUAUUCUUGAGGAUAUUGUAACAGAUUUGAAAUCAUUUGUGGAUGGAUCUAAAUUUUACUAUACCAGAGGAAUUCCAUAUAGAAGAGGAGUUUUGUUGAAAGGACCACCUGGAACUGGUAAAUCAUCAACAGUAAUGGCAGUAGCUGGUGAAUUAGGUUUAGAUAUCUAUGUGCUCAAUGUGAGUAGCAACAAAUUGGAUGAUGAGAAAAUGGCUAGACUUCUUCACAAGGUCCCACAAAAAUCAAUUGUUUUGAUAGAAGAUGUUGACUCAUGUGAAUCAGCCAUUGAAAGCGCCAAUAUGAAAUUCGAUUCUGACCAACAUAUAUCAGUGAGUGGACUUUUGAACUCGAUCGAUGGUCUGGGAGCUCAAGAGGGCAGAAUCAUUUUCCUCACCACCAAUCAUCCAGAGAAACUUAAUGAAGCUCUCAUUAGACCUGGUAGAAUUGACAGAAAAUUCCACAUUGGAUUCGCCAACAAGAAUCAAAUCAAAAUGCUCUUCCUCAACUUUUACCAAGGAGAAGAAAAUAUUGAACAACUUGCUGACAACUUUACUGAAAAACUUUCCAAUGCUCAAAUUACUCCAGCCAAAUUGCAAGGAUAUUUUAUGAAGUACAAGUCGAAUCCAAAGAAGGCAUUUGAAAAUGUUGGUGAAUUGAGCAACGAAAGUGAAUUUUAA